CACCAAAGUCGACGAUUAGAUUCUGCACGCUCGUCAAAUUUGAUCCCGGGACCUCCUGUGCUCACCGUCAUCGUUGGGGGACUCUGCAUCUUUCUCACCAACAUGAGUAACGGCAGCCCCGAGCGACCGGCCAAAAGAGCAAAGCUCGAAAAUGACGCUUUUGGAAACGAAGUAAAAGCCACUUCGCUUAAGAGUACACAAGGCACCCGCGGAGGAGAGCGCGGUCAUUCUGGCAAACAUCAGGGCAAGAAAAGGGGCCGUCCUUAUGUCAUCUUCAGUGCCUCGGGCAUUCACACCAAUGAUGUCGGCAUCAUGGUCACGAGUGACAAGGGCAAAGAAAGGCAGUGUGCUCAAGACCUAGUCGACUUGUUGGACGAGCAUAUCGAUGUUGCCGAAGGGGAGACCGUUAUCUCAGCCGACAAGACCCAGACACAGGAUUCCGAAGACCCAUUAGACAUCGAGGCCGAUAUUCACGCAGAGCUUCAGUCCCUCGCCGCACAACCCAGCAAGACCUCAAAUACGACACCUAGCCAAAAACUGACUGUGGUUUCUCUGGAUAUACCGUGCGUUACCUUUGUCAGAUUUCCCACCGCCAAAUCAACAGACCAUAAGCUUGACCCUGUGGAGAUCGUGCGCACCCUUUGUACGUCUGCUGCAGAUGUAAACUUCAAGGGACCAAGGAGCCGCUAUAUCAAACGAUUGACCCCAAUUACCCUGGUUCGCAAAACCUUGAAUGACGGCCUUGAAUCUUUAUGCGAAGCAGUAUUACCUGAACACUUCCGCAUUGGAGGACAUGGCUCUGAUACCCAGGAGGCAGAACAGACCUCGACCCCCCCAUCCACUCCAAAAGGCUACAAAUUUGCCAUCCGGCCAUCAAUUCGGAACAACAAUAAACUCGACAGAGACCAAGUCAUCCAGACGGUGGCACAGAAAAUCGGGCUUCUUGGGCAGAACAUGCAUACCGUGGACCUCAAACACUAUGAUAAACUCGUCUUGGUCGAUAUCUACCGAAAUAUCGUUGGUAUGAGUGUCGUGGGCCCCGAAUUCGAAACCUUGAAACGAUUCAACCUUGCAGAGCUCCACGCGAGUCAUUUUGUCGAGAAAGAAAAGGACAAGGGGGACAAGUCAAGGUGAUACCCUGUCUUACAUGAUCUGUUAUUUUCUCAAGGAUACCCGCCUGAGCUUUUGCACUCCAAGGAGCCGGAUCCUAUGUGACUAGAACAAGCAAGAAUUAUCCGUCAUCUCUAAAUCUUAAGCCCUCGAUUCGGCCGGCUCCCAUGAUGCGCAACGUCUACAUCUGAUCAUUGAUAGCCCUCCAUGAGCCACGAUACCUCAGCCCAGCCCAGGACAACCCAAAGAACUCCCAGGGAUGCGGCCAAAAUCAGACUGGGUAAACUUCUUCCGCUCAUCGCCUUGUCCUCAGCCAAGUAACCUCCCACGCAGUUGACCAUACUACUAUGUGUUCCCUUGGGGCAAACAUCAGGUGGGACAGCUGAUACUUGGUCCUUGCCAGCGCAAUACUCUCGUCCUUGCGUAUUGACUGGACAGCAAAAUAUCCCCACGAGAUUGGUCAGCACUUGAUCAGGUCUUGAUCUCGCCUCAUAGCCGUCUGGACAGCAUGUGGCACCUGCCUUUGGUGUGUCAAGGAUGCGCGACCAAACUGUGCCAGGUGGGCAGGUCCCUUGCUUUUCUAUUGAGCGAGCACCAAGGCUUCCCGAGAUCUGUGGAUUUAUAUUGGUGUCCCCGACUGUGUGUGUGGUGUAGGGUAAAGUGUACCCUGUUGAGCGAGCGAGCAUUGACAGCAGAAAUGUGGCGAAGAAAAGGCGAGUUGGAAAAGUCGACCACCUUGAUACUACCAUGCUGUAUCGCGACAAGGUCUAUUAAGCUGUUAAGCUUUGUUCCCCCGGUAGAUCUCUUGAGGAGUACACGAAAUUGGCCCGCCGUGAGAUUCAUGGCACAAAUCAGAUUGCCGAGGAGGAUGGGAGAGUGGUGGAUAUAGGCUAGAGGACCAACGAGCAGCCUCUGCCGCACAAACGAAGGAUGAUGUGACUCUGUCAUCUGGGCUUAACGAAUAUUGCACGAGUCAUCUUGUUCAUCUUGUGGAGCAAUCUGACUUGCUGCGAGCAAUUGAACGGGAACCACCUGAAGUGGGUGCGUUAUGCAAACAUGACACACAUGGAACAAACAAUACUGCGAUCUCGUUCUGCAAGCUGGUCGUCGUGUUACGAACUUGGACGCGAGACUCUUCCGCCGUGCGAAAGAUCUUUGCUGGUCGUCGUCUUUCACCUUUCAACACUUGACGCCAGUAUGGAUGUUUGAACAUCGACUUGGGCAUGCCAUCAAGCUUGCACAGACCUUGGUUUAUUUGCAUCGAGAAGACUCUCAGGUGACGUAGUACUACAAGCUGGCUCGAUUCAUGUUCCGCGUUCGGGAAUCUAGAACGACAUCAAACUAAAGACGUGAAACAAGGAUAG
Messenger RNA from Exophiala mesophila, 2474 nucleotides. RefSeq lists its product as uncharacterized. Lineage: Eukaryota; Fungi; Ascomycota; Eurotiomycetes; Chaetothyriales; Herpotrichiellaceae. Gene Ontology annotation, biological process: tRNA modification. The record is from RefSeq and is a predicted model, not a curated record. The coding region runs from base 103 to 1134 and encodes 343 amino acids. The transcript is spliced from 3 exons. Gene Ontology annotation, molecular function: RNA binding.